Molecule: messenger RNA, 869 nt
Organism: Nicrophorus vespilloides
Lineage: Eukaryota; Metazoa; Arthropoda; Insecta; Coleoptera; Silphidae
Biological process (GO): G protein-coupled receptor signaling pathway
Cellular component (GO): neuron projection
Source: RefSeq, a predicted model, not a curated record
GUUGUCGUUGACGUCAACAGCCAAGUGGCAAGUUUCAGAGACUUGCUGAUUCAGAUAGGAGGGCACAGAGAUGGGCCGGAGCUUCGAGAAAAGAUCCGCAAAGCCAGACGCCACUGCGUCGAGUCCUGCAAACAGGCGGCCCUUAUUCUCUUGCCGCACGUCAAAAGCGUCUACGCAACCGGAAUUCCGGUGGACUGUCAGAACCUGGUGCUGUUCUUCUUCAUGGUUCAGAUGUUCUGGAGGGAACUGGAAAAAUGUCUUCAUUUAGUUCAGUUAAUUCCGAUGGACAUGGCGGAAUACUUCGUUCUUGUUGUCAUCAUAGAAACGAGAGCCGGUCCAUCGAACUUCGGGAAUGUCAUAACGCAGAUCCUGCUGUGCAAGCAACUAGCUCCAGACUUCAACGUCGAAGAGGUGUUCAGCGUGUCAAAAGACAUCAGAGAGAUCGAACGGCUUCUGGCGGAGAUGCAGGAGUUCAUGCCAGAGCAAGAACAGGACAUGGAGCGUGCGGAAGCGUUGACGGAGAAUGCAGCAGCCCCAUGGACGGAUCGAACAGGAGAGGAGUCUGUCUGCACGAUGAGCUUCUUCUGCUGCGUAAGCCGACAGAACUACAUCUGACCUCGAAGGUGGAUCCGGAGGUCCAGACGAGCGAUUCGAACACUCGUGAAUAAGGUCCAUGACCAAGUGCGCGCGAAGGUCCCCCAGGUAUUCAAAAACCAGAUCCGCCGAUAGGCAUACACACCCAUAACCCACGGACACCGAAUCCCCGAUCCCAUUGCGACACUUCCUGUAAAGAAAUCACGAUUACAUUAUCGUAUUCUUUCUCUUCUUCUUUGUUUCUGUUAGCGAAAUUGUUGAGCCAAUCUAAUAGA